AUAAGGACCUUACAUCGCUCUACAGUGGCUUCGCGGAUCCAGCGGCGGAGAUUAAGUCCCACCAUGCGUUCAUCCGCGACACAAUCAACGUCGCCGCAAAGACCAUACACUCUCUAGGUUUCCCCGCGGCGCGCGUCAAGGUGGAGGAGGGCGAUCCGAGGAAGGUUAUUCCCAAGGUCGCCGAGGCGGAGCGGGUUGAUUUACUCGUUCUCGGAUCACAGGGAAAACGAACUUUACAUUAUAUGCUGGCGGGUGAUGUGGCAUCUCAUUGUGCCAAAAAGUGCAGUUGCGCGGUUAUCACGUACAAAUCCAUUAAUGGAGGUUCAGUGGCGUUCAGUAAAAGAGCAGUGCAGGAGCAGAAGCGCCUAGGGAUCUCGCUUUCUCAGUUCACACGGGAGGCCGAUGAUACUGACAGUGAGGCAGCAGCUUGA
Messenger RNA from Closterium sp. Naga37s-1, 431 nucleotides. NCBI's taxonomy places the organism in Eukaryota, Viridiplantae, Streptophyta, Zygnematophyceae, Desmidiales, Closteriaceae. The record is from the annotation of a GenBank genome assembly.